AUGAAUGUAGAUUAUGUCGUAACGUUAUCCAAUCAGACGGUUACCACAACGCCAAAUUUUGGCUCCCAGACUAAUAAUAAUUUCGCUCUGUUGCCCCUUUCUCCUCCUUGCACUGGUAGUUUUUUGACUGCUGUAGUAGAUACUUCUAACCUUGCAAUAGUCUUAACCGGCAAUGCCACUACUUAUACAAGAUUGGUAGCUCAAUCGUGUGCUGACGUGUGCGUAGAUUCUUGUGUUAAAAAUGAUACCCUCACCACUGCUCCACGAAGCGACAUCUGGUGUCUUCUCAUAGGCAAUCCUAAAGCCAAUACGAUCUCUCUCAAUGUUGCUUAUACGUUUGCUCUACCAGCUACUACUAUUACUGUAACUCCUAUCACUAGUACCACUAGCCCAGGAGCAACGACUACUCUUAUUACUAUAAGUGUCGGUGUUGAGAAAACUAGAUGGAACAGCACAAUUGUCUUCAUUUGGCUCGUGUGUAGUAUUUGGAUUUUGAUGAGAUCAGUUUAA
Molecule: messenger RNA, 510 nt
Organism: Paraglomus brasilianum
Lineage: Eukaryota; Fungi; Glomeromycota; Glomeromycetes; Paraglomerales; Paraglomeraceae
Source: the annotation of a GenBank genome assembly